AUUUUCCUGUCACACGUCAAAAAUUAUCUGAAACAUCUCCGUGCUGUGAUAAACAAUAAUAAAAUAGUGGCGAAAAUCGUUACUACUGGGCUUAAAAUUGUGUCUCAGAGCCGCGUUCUUUGUAAAUAUAACAGUUUAUAAACACAAAGUGAUCCAGACGUAUGUGGCCCACCGUGUAAUGUGCGAUAGCUGAAAAACCACUCGUUAUGGCAUCUGGUUCCAAAAAUGAUAUAGUUAAUAGAUUGCUUAACGUGAGGCUGGAAGACGGAGGUGGUGGAGAUGAGCCACCGCCGCAGAACAUGCUGCCGUCCAACCAGCAGGCGCGGCAGCUCGGGCAAAUACAGGAGGAAGACAACGGAGAAGUGAGCGAGCCAGCCUCGUCUGUGGCGAUAGAGAAUCCCCAACCAAUUAAUAACACUGGCGGCCGCCUGCACAACUGGCAGGCGACGAAGACGACCGUCAAGGAACGACUGUCGUUCCUCUUUAACAAUGAAAUUCUGAGUGACGUGCAUUUCAUCGUCGGCAAAGACGCCAACCAGCAAGUGAUACCGGCGCACAAGUUCGUGCUGUCCGUGGGCAGCGCGGUGUUCGACGCCAUGUUCAACGGAGUGCUGGCCACCAAGUCUGAUGAGGUAGAGCUGCCUGAUGUGGAGCCCGCAGCCUUCCUCCAUUUGUUAAAGUUCCUAUACUCGGACGAGGUGCAGAUUGGGCCGGAGAGUGUGAUGACUACACUGUAUACUGCCAAGAAGUAUGCUGUGGCUGCACUGGAGGAGCAUUGUGUUGAUUUUUUGAAGAGUAAUUUGGGGAUGGACAAUGCAUUUCUGUUGCUGACACAAGCUCGGCUGUUUGACGAGCCACAGUUGGCCUCAUUGUGCCUGGAGAUGAUAGAUAAGAAUACUGCUGAUGCAUUAAAUGCUGAAGGGUUCACAGAUAUAGACCAAGACACACUAAAUGCUGUGCUGGAGAGGGAUACUUUACGCAUCAGAGAAGCAAAGAUCUUUGCAGCAGUGCUCCGCUGGUCAGAAGCCGAAUGUAUUCGAAGACAGGUACCGGUCACUCCAACCAACCAAAGGAUGGUUCUUGGAAGAGCAUUCAACGCAAUCAGAUUUCCUCUAAUGUCUGUAGAAGAAUUUGCAAUGGGUCCUGCGCAAAGUGGCCUCCUGGAUGACCGGGAGAUUGUACAGUUGUUCCUAUACUUUACUGUGAAUCCUAAACCCAAUGUUGGGUUCCUAGAUACUCCAAGAUGUUGUAUGACUGGCAAAGAGCUAACGGUGAAUAGAUUUCCUCAAACAGAAUCGAGAUGGGGCUACAGUGGACCGACAGACAGGAUUAGGUUUACGGUUGAUCAGAGAAUUUUUGUGGUCGGCUUUGGACUGUAUGGGUCGUAUUUUGGGCCAACGGAGUAUGAGGUGCACUUACAGAUAAUCCACUUGGCGACGAAAAAGGUGUGUGGUUCGAAUACAACGACGUUUUGCUGCGACGGCACCGACGACACUUUCCGCGCCAUGUUCAAGGAGCCGGUGGAGAUACUACCCAACACUUCCUACAUAGCCAGUGCUAAACUUAAGGGUACUGAUUCCUACUAUGGAACGAAAGGUCUUCGGCGUGUAACAGUCGACUGCAAUAACGGUGAGAAAGUCGUAUUCCAAUUCUCAUACGCUGCUGGUAACAACGGCACUUCGGUAGAGGACGGCCAAAUACCGGCCAUCAUAUUCUACAUAUAAUCUCAUUGGCAACACUAGCCAUUAAAAUUUAGGGCUGGCAACAUUUGUUUGCGGCUAGUUGUUUUUUUGUUCUAUUUAAUACUGCUGUAUUCUGUAUUGUUAGUCUGAAGAACAAAUCUAUUAAAGAACAUAGCUUCUUUAUUUAAAUUUUCUAAUUCUUAGAUUUUUGGCAUCAUAUCUGAUGUGAUAUAAAAGGACAAAAGUAUGCAACAUACAAGUUAAGAAAGAAUUGACGAAUCAUUAGAACUUAAAACGGGAUAUUUACCAUGUUUAUUAGUUUUUGUGAGUUUUACGUAUGAACUGCAACUGACAUGAAAAUAAGCGACAACUGAAAAAAAAGAAUUGACGAAUGUUGAUGAAAGACAAGAUUGAUUUAUUUGGCGAUAUUUUAUCAAGAUUUUAAUAGUAUUUUGCUCCAUAUCAAGCAACAGAGAUAAUUAUUUAGGGCUUGGAACAAUGUAGUACAAGUAUUAAAUGUACUUACUUCAGAGCUCGUUUUCAUAAUCCGUGGUGUGAGUCCAGGGCAUUCCUGGAGUCCAGGAUGUGGACUCAUUACAUAAAAAGUAAAUGCUAAACUUAACAUGUGCAGUGUGUACUCCUGCCUACCCUCCCAAAUUGAGUUUUGUACGAGAUUUGCAGUCUGAAAUUGAAUUCGUAAGUCCUUUGUGAUAUCGGUUGUCAUGUCUUUUUGCAUUAAAACUUUUAUUU
Messenger RNA from Spodoptera frugiperda (fall armyworm), 2432 nucleotides. Its product is annotated as BTB/POZ domain-containing protein 2. Gene Ontology annotation, molecular function: protein binding. The transcript is spliced from 4 exons. Bases 207 to 1724 code for a protein of 505 amino acids. Gene Ontology annotation, biological process: neurogenesis. Gene Ontology annotation, cellular component: P-body; cytosol. Lineage: Eukaryota; Metazoa; Arthropoda; Insecta; Lepidoptera; Noctuidae. The record is from RefSeq and is a predicted model, not a curated record.